AUGAAUAUACCGGUGAAGCGGCUGCGAAACAUCCGCCUGGUCACAUUCGAUCUCUUCGACACGCUGUACACCCCAGCCGAGUCGAUCAGUACGACAUACAUGCGUCCACUGUUGAAGCAUGGAAUUAAGGUCGACGAGCUGCUCGUCAAUUCAUCGUUCCGAGCUGCCUUCAAGCAGGUCCACAGCUCAUAUCCGAACUACGGCUACCACCAGGGAAUAACAUCCAAGCAGUGGUGGACCAUGGUUAUUGAGUCGACGUGGACGCUGUCCGGCGUUGACCUGGCCAACUACCCAGCGCUGGCCCAGGAGUGCGACAUGCUUAUCGAGCGUUUCAACACAGCUGAUGGCUACUGCAUGUUCCCUGAGGUUCCCAAGGUCCUGAAGCACCUCAAGCGCAGAGGCAUCAAGCUGGGUGUCAUCUCUAACAUGGACGAGGGGGGCGAGGCUGUGCUCAAGGCUCUAGGCAUUCGAGAGCACUUUGACUUUGUGCUGCAGAGCAUCAAGGUCGGGGUUGAGAAGCCUGACGAACGCAUCUUCACUAUGGCGCUGAAGGCAGUCAAUGUCCCGGCCUAUGACGCAUUGCAUAUUGGCGACAACGAGCAACUCGACUACGAUGCAGCACGCGAUGCUGGGAUGGAGGCCCUUGUUGUAGAGAGACGCAACCCGUCCAAAGUAGCGGGCAACCCAGACAAGUAUAUUGCCUCGCUUGAGGAUAUCCUGCAGCGGGUUUAA
Molecule: messenger RNA, 732 nt
Organism: Linderina pennispora
Lineage: Eukaryota; Fungi; Kickxellomycota; Kickxellomycetes; Kickxellales; Kickxellaceae
Product: HAD-superfamily hydrolase
Exons: 1
Coding region: 1-732 (243 amino acids)
Source: RefSeq, a predicted model, not a curated record